This is a messenger RNA of Durio zibethinus, 880 nucleotides long. RefSeq names its product mavicyanin-like. NCBI's taxonomy places the organism in Eukaryota, Viridiplantae, Streptophyta, Magnoliopsida, Malvales, Malvaceae. Gene Ontology annotation, cellular component: plasma membrane. Gene Ontology annotation, molecular function: electron transfer activity. The record is from RefSeq and is a predicted model, not a curated record.
CUGAAAAUUUAAGAUGCCCCAACGGCCAAACGAAAGUUAGUCCAAAAUAUUUAUAAAGACCUUUAGAGAAUGAGUCCCUUCCCAUCCUCACAAACCCAGCCAAAAGCAUACACAUAAGCUCUCUUCUCCUUGCUAAGGGGCAUAGAACACAACUAGUCAAUUACCAGUUUUCCAUGGCUUUUGCAGAGAGAGUUGUGGCUCAGGCUCUUCUGGUAGUGAUGGCAGCCUUGCUGCAGUUGUCACAAGCAGCUGUUUACAAGGUCGGAGACUCUGCUGGUUGGACCACCAUUGGCAAUAUUGACUACAAGCAGUGGGCCGCUACUAGGACCUUCCAAGUUGGUGACAUUAUUCGUUUUGAGUACAAUGCUCAGUUUCACAAUGUGAUGCGAGUAACCCAUCCGAUGUAUAGGGCCUGCAAUGCCUCAGCCCCUUUGGCCACCUAUACUACUGGCAAUGACUCCAUUGUCAUAACCACAAAGGGUCAUCACUAUUUCUUCUGUGGUGUUCCUGGACACUGUCAAGCUGGACAGAAAGUUGAUAUCAACGUGCUUCGCACAGCUGAAACAGCUCCAACUCCAGGUCCCUCUGGACUGAGUCCUCCUUCAGCUCCUUCUGUCGGUGUUCCUGCACCUUCAGAAAGCAACGCUAUCUCUUUGAAAGCUUCGAAGUGGAGUUUUAGUAAGCUUGGUUUAGCAAUGGGUGCUUUUGCAGUUUUGUUAUCAGGUUUUUAUUAAACAAUUUUAGUAUGAUUGUUCAGUGGAAUUACAUAUUGGGGUCUUGUGGGGACUUUUAAGGAAUGGUUAGUAUACUUUUAUAUUAACUAUGAAUAGUACUUGUUGAUGAACUAAAGUUCCAUAUGCAAUAAUUGAAUAUAUUUCUU